This is a messenger RNA of Sphaeramia orbicularis (orbiculate cardinalfish), 4323 nucleotides long. RefSeq names its product TAR DNA binding protein b (gene tardbpb). Gene Ontology annotation, biological process: regulation of gene expression. The transcript has 6 exons. Gene Ontology annotation, cellular component: nucleoplasm; chromatin. Gene Ontology annotation, molecular function: RNA binding. Lineage: Eukaryota; Metazoa; Chordata; Actinopteri; Kurtiformes; Apogonidae. The record is from RefSeq and is a predicted model, not a curated record. The coding region runs from base 546 to 1763 and encodes 405 amino acids.
CGCUUAGAUAAUGCCAUUUUGGUAGGCCUGACACGGUGGGAUCAGUUUUCGCCUCGUGGAAAAAGUAUUCUGCGACCUGUAUUUAUUACUUUGCAUUUAGGACAAGACAGUUACUUUGUUGAAGUCGUAUAAUUUCUUUAAUCGGUGUAUGAACUUUUUACGUAGAGUCGUUUUGUUGGAUAAGUCAUCGGGGGAUCGUACGCAGUUUUCAUUAAGCGCCACAUUUUUACUGUCGUCGUCCGGUGUUGACGACACAGAUCUCCGUUCCAACGAACAAAGGAACAGUAAGGCCGAUGCAUGCUCUGAAGCGUAAUCUCAAUUAAACCAUUUGAGUUCAAUUUUGAAGUGAAGCCCACUGUAACGUUUUUUUUACUUGUCACGAUUUAAGACGUGCUUGCCUCAUUUUGUACAUACCAAUUAGCCCGACUCAUUCAGUCCCGUUAGCAGCAUAAGCUAAAGUUAGCUGUACUUGUGGACAGCAAGCGAGCUAACUGCUAACUUUAGCAUUGUUUUGAUUCGGGAAAGAGACUGUAUUUGGUGUGAAGAUGGCCGAAGUGUACAUUCGCGUGGCAGAGGAGGAAAAUGAGGAACCCAUGGAGAUCCCCUCCGAGGAUGAUGGCACUGUGUUGCUGUCAACCGUGGCGGCGCAGUUUCCAGGGGCGUGCGGCCUGCGGUUCAGGAGUCCAGUGUCCCAGUGCAUGAGAGGAGUGCGGCUGGUGGAGGGGGUCCUGCAUGCGCCAGAGAACGGAUGGGGGAAUGUCGUGUAUGUGGUGAACUAUCCAAAAGAUAACAAAAGGAAGAUGGAUGAAAUAGAUGCCUCCUCUGCUGUGAAAAUGAAGAGAGGGGAUAUGAAAACAUCUGACCUGAUUGUGUUGGGUCUCCCAUGGAAAACAACUGAGCAGGACCUUAAGGACUACUUCAGCACAUUUGGAGAAGUAAUCAUGGUUCAGGUAAAACGAGAUGCCAAGACUGGAAACUCAAAGGGAUUUGGCUUUGUGAGGUUCACAGAGUAUGAGGCACAAGAAAAGGUGAUCUCACAACGACACAUGAUUGAUGGGAGAUGGUGCGACUGCAAGCUCCCUAACUCGAAGGUGAAUAUGCAAGGUCCAGAUGAGCCAUUGAGGAGCCGAAAAGUGUUUGUAGGCCGUUGCACAGAAGAUAUGACAACUGAUGAUCUACGACAGUUCUUUAUGCAGUAUGGAGAAGUUACAGAUGUCUUCAUCCCCAAACCAUUCCGAGCUUUUGCGUUUGUCACAUUUGCAGAUGAUCAGGUUGCCCAGUCUCUGUGUGGCGAGGACCUAAUUAUCAAAGGCGUCAGCGUUCACAUUUCAAAUGCUGAGCCCAAACAUGGCAAUAGGCAGUUUGACCGUACAGCACGGUUUGGGAAUGGUUUUGGUGCUCAAGCAUUUGGAAGCAGCCGUAGUGGGUUAGGGAGCAGUACCAACAGUAGCCUGGCUAAUUUUGGUUCCUUCAGUCUGAACCCUGCUAUGAUGGCUGCUGCUCAGGCUGCUCUACAGAGUAGUUGGGGGAUGAUGGGCAUGCUGGCUAGCCAGCAGCAGACAUCUACUUCAGGCAGCACCUCCAGUGGAACAAGCUCUAGUAGGGACCAGAGUCAGUCCUUCAGUACAGGAAACAGCAACUAUGGCACCAGCUCAGCCAGCCUCGGCUGGGGAACAGGGUCAAACUCAACAACCAGUGGUAGUGGGUUUAGCUCAGGGUUUGGGUCUAGUAUGGAGUCAAAGUCAUCUGGGUGGGGUAUGUAAGUUAAGUGUUUGUAUGGUAAGUAUUGUGAGAAAGAUGAGUCUUUUCAAAGUUUAUUUCUGGUGUUAAUGCGUAUCUGAAUACUUAACAUUUUGUGGAAGAUGUUUUGUACAUUUGGAAAAAAAUGCUAAGAUUUAAUUUAGAAAGUGUUGAAGUGAAUUGUUUACCAGGAUGUCCGACUAAAGUGCUAUUUUUGAUGUCUCAUUCGUUUGUUUGUAUCCAUUUCAACUGGAUUCUCUAAUGCAUGUAUUGUGAAAUGUGAUAUAAUCAUUUUGAAGAUGCAUGAAUGUUUGUGGUUCACCAUUAUCCGGAUUUUCAUCUCCUUAAAGGCAAUCUUGCAUUGAGAAGAAUCUGGUUGAAACCUAAAUGUUUUAAGUGCAACUUUAUUUGCAGUCAAGUUCUGUGGAAAAGCCUUCAUUGAAAUCUCUUCUGCAGUUCACCUCUCUUCCAUUUUCCUGUGAGGAAGCUCCUCUUUGGCAGCAUUCUUGGGGUGAAAUCGGUAUCAUUCUCCCUCUUCCCACCUGUAAAUGCUAUGCCAUCAAAGAACGGCUUCACUCCGCAUGUUCUAAGAGACGGGACCUUGGGCUCUGCUGGUCGAGGUCUCCGUUUGAACCCUGACUGAAGUCUGUUCUGAAGGACGAAGAUGGAAGUUCCAACACUUACAGUGUGUGGCCUUCUCAGACAUGACAUGGGGUAGUACCUGUCUUUUUGCUGCUUUUGAUAGCUUGUCGGAGUAAAUGAUCCCUUUUGAUUGACACCAGGUGUAAGUCCUUGUGCAGGUGUUUGUUUUGAUUUCAAUCUUGAUGAACUUGGCAAUAUGGCAUCAUCUCUUCCAACAGUUUUGUCCUUUAUUUGGCUAUUACAACAACUGAUGGCAUAUUGCUGAGUCUUGGAUUGUUGACUGAGGUUUUAAGAUGCUUUAUACACCCUAGGUAUUGCCUGACCAUGUAUGCUAGGUGUUCCCAUAUUUUUAAAUAUCUGUAGAUUUUGACAGGUCAUACAGUAGGUAAUUUCUCACUCCCUUCUUACAGUUAAAAUCUACUUCAGAGUCAGUGCCCCUGAACUAGUGUUAUCAAAUCUACUUUAUUUUCUUUUCACCAAAUCUUUACCAACUGUACUGUAAUUCAGCAUUUACAUUUUUAGAUCCAAAGGCAGGUAUUUUGUGCUGAAAUUUGCAGUAUAUACAAAUCUACUUUACUGUAGCUUAUGCUAUGUGUCCCCGCAUACAGUAACUGGAACUAAGGUCUCUGCAUUAUUAAUGCAGCAGAAUCACUGUGGCACUUAGACAUUUGAUUCAUUGUUGUGUAGAAGCCUUUGUCUAUCUCAAUGUUGGGCAUUAGGUGAGACACUGCAGGCCUGCCUGUGUUUUUAUUCUCUGCUCUCCUCCUCAGUGUCUCUACUCUUCCUCUUCCCAGUGCUCUUCUUUUUCAAAUCCCUCUGCUCCUGGUUCAGUUCUUCACUUUUAUUUUGUAUGUAGAUGGACUGAAAUAAAUAAAAGGAAAUGGAACAUUACAUUUGAUGUUUGCGUUGACUGACAGCUGUUGCAAAUGUGUUUGACAUGGUGGUUCUGAAGUUACUAAUAGUGGUAUUUAUCACCAAAUCUUGGUGAAUCAUUUUAUAAAGUGAUCAUAAACACAACUCACCAGUGCAGUACUGCGACGAGCUACAAGUUUUACAUCAUCUGUAGACACAGUGCUUCUUUUUGCAUGCCUGAAAUAAACAUGAGAUUGUCAAUCAGGCACGUCUGUAUAUGAUGAGCUUAAGGGUAGUUAUACAAAGGUUAACUUUAAAAAAUUAUACAUACACAUACUGAAUGAAAGCAUAAGGUUACCUUGCAAAAGCCUCCAAGUCUUUGGCAAAUAUAUCUGAAAAAUGAUAAAGGCAACUUAAAACUCACCAAUAGUCAUCUGAUGUGAAAUUGGUUUCAUGUCACUUUAUUUUGAUAGAUUAAAUGACUAUCUUAAAGAAUCAUGAACUGAGUCCAGCAACCCAGUAAAUACUAUUUCUGUCUUAUUUUACAGAUUAGCACUAAGACUUAUCUUCAAGUAACUUUUUAGGUUUGUGUUUGAAACUCAAAAGGUACUUAAACUGAAUAAUCCAUUUGUAGAAAAGUUUUAAAGAAUAUAAACAUUGAUUCAGUAAGUAAACAGAAGACAAAGGGUGGAUAGAAGAUAGAGGGGUUUUUAUGUGAUCUGGAAGGAAAAGUAAUACUGAAAACAGGCAAACACAAUAAGCUUGAGUACUAGGGAAAUGGGACAGGAUGUGUACGAUGUGGAUGAUGAGAUGUGGCCACGUAUAAAAAGUCUUGUCUCAGUUUAUUUGAAUAAAACUUUCAAAAGCUCAGGUAAAGGAAAAACAAAACAAAACAUUAGAUUCCAGGACCCUGGUGGUGCGUUCUUCCUCAUUUGACAAGUGAAAAUAUCUCAGGGUUUUGGACUGAUGGUGUCCCGUUCAUGGAUGUUAAAUAUGUCAUUUAUGUCAUGAUGUUUGACUGGAAUGAUUUUGGUUCCAAUUAGGAUGAUUUUAUGUACAAGAAUUAAAAUAAAGCAUGAUUUACCAUAA